GGAUGGUUGGGUUUGGGCGGAAGUGGCUUUGAAGCCUGAGAAGAGCGAGAUGGGGGUGAAGCUGGAGGUGUUUCGGAUGACCAUCUACCUCACCUUCCCUGUGGCUAUGUUCUGGAUUGCCAAUCAGGCCGAGUGGUUUGAGGACUAUGUCGUACAGCGCAAGAGAGAGCUGUGGCCCCCUGAGAAGGAAGACCAGCGCCAAGAGCUAGAAGAAUUCAAAGAAAGGAUACGGAAGCAGCGGGAGGAAAAGCUCCUUCGUGCUGCCCAGCAGAGGUCCUGAGGCCUCCCAAGUGCCUGAAUCCCUGCCUCUCCGCCCACAGAAUGACACACAUACACGGUUCUUCGUUG
Messenger RNA from Balaenoptera musculus (blue whale), 348 nucleotides. RefSeq names its product protein PET100 homolog, mitochondrial. The coding region runs from base 50 to 280 and encodes 76 amino acids. The record is from RefSeq and is a predicted model, not a curated record. Gene Ontology annotation, cellular component: mitochondrion; mitochondrial inner membrane. Lineage: Eukaryota; Metazoa; Chordata; Mammalia; Artiodactyla; Balaenopteridae. The transcript has 4 exons. Gene Ontology annotation, biological process: mitochondrial respiratory chain complex IV assembly.